Harmonia axyridis is the source of this 1632-nucleotide messenger RNA. Its product is annotated as ankyrin repeat and SOCS box protein 6-like. Gene Ontology annotation, molecular function: protein binding. Lineage: Eukaryota; Metazoa; Arthropoda; Insecta; Coleoptera; Coccinellidae. The record is from RefSeq and is a predicted model, not a curated record. The transcript has 2 exons. Bases 107 to 1423 code for a protein of 438 amino acids. Gene Ontology annotation, cellular component: nucleus; cytoplasm.
UCUUUCGUUUUGAAAAUUCAGGUACCUGGAGAGAAUUAGAAAGUUAAGAAAUUACUUUGAACUGAACCUAGAGAUAGUUCAUGCUAUUGUUAAAAUAAUCUAAACGAUGUGUACCGCAUUUCUCAGAAGUGGUUUGAGCUGGUGUUUGAAAGAGAUUUUGAGGAUAUAUGGAUAUAUACCGAGGGAGUGCUCAAAAUUAUCACAAUUAGAAAAAGAUUUCGGAUUGAAAAACGCCGUGACAAAAGGAGACUUAAAUGGAACUCUGAGAUUGUUGAGAAGAGGGGCGAAUGUCCACAAGGAGGACCUAAUGGGCUUCACUUCUUUACAUCAUGCUGUUCUAUAUGGACAUCCUGAACUUAUUGAUAUCUUAGUGGCAUUCGGUGCUGACUUGGAGAGAGGGGAAAGAGUAUACGGGUUCAAACCCAUACACUUGUUGAAUAAAUGCCGUCAAAAAUCAGAAUGUUUGCAAAAGUUGUUGGAUCACGGUGUGGAUAUCCACAGCAAAGAUUUUAUGGGCAAUACCCUCCUUCUCCGAAUGGUUUGUACGAGUCCUAACGAUGAACAGUUCUUGAGGAAACUAUUAAUGCUUGGCUUCGACCCUCACGAAGUCAAUGUUUUUGGAAACAACUGUCUCCAUUGUCUUGCCGAGGCUAGUUUCGUUGUUAGACCGGAAGUUAUUGCAGACAUAUUCCUCCAAUAUGGAACAGACAUCAAUGGCAAGAACAUCAUGUUUGACACUCCUCUACAUAUUGCCUUUGAACGUAGAAAUUUAAAACUAGUGGAGUUUUUAUUACAAGAAGGUGCCGAUAUAAAUUUGGUUAACAGAAUAGGAAACACUCCUUUUCAAAAUGUUUAUUCAAGAGAAGUACCUUUAAUCUUAGUUUUUAAAUUAUACGUGGCAUUUAUGAAGCAUUUUAUACUUAUGGAAAAACGCGAUGAACCUAUAAAUCCGAUAUUAACAAAACUUAUAGCGAUGGAUUUCAAUUUGAGAAGAAUAUACCAUUUUUUUAACGAUAAAUUACAAAGGUUGAAGAAAAAGGAAGUGUGUCAAAUGUUCCAUACUACUUAUUACGAUAUAUUAUGCCAAAGUGAUAAACAAGUGGCGAUAUAUCUCAGAAAUGCGGUAUUUUCGAAAUAUAUUUCGGGUCAACUUGAACAUUUGAAUUCAAUUUUUUCGUCAGAAAUUAAACAUAGGUACAGAAAAGUCAUGAUAUCUGUUCGAAAACAAGAAGAUUCUAUCAUGGUAUUGAGUAGGAUUGUCAAUCAUCGGCUACCGUAUGAUUGUGUUGAGAAAAUUGCCAGUUACCUAUCUCCAAAGGAUCUGAAAGGAUGGAAUAAAAAUGAUUUAAUAGAUAUAAAUAUUCCUGUUAGAAUACAAAAUAAUAAAAAAAGGAGAUGUAAGAAAUCAAGACAGCUGCCAUAAAUUUUCUGAAGUAGGCAAUUACUGUGAUAUUUAUGAUUUUUUUCAUUGUUUUUUAUAUUUUUUAAAUAUUGUUUUGUAUUUGUAUAUAUAUAUUUAUAAUUUUAUGAAUAUUUUAUAUGUGAAAGGUUAUUUGAAAAUGUAGGUAAUUUUCAGACCUCCAAAUAACAAGUGAUACUUGCUAAACUUUUCAAUAUAGGUUUUUGUAUAUA